CGUGAAUUGUGAUCCACUGCUGCUAAUGAAAUUUCAAUUCAUGCUUAUUCAAAUUUGUUAUAUUUAGUGAAAAUCUGUCGCAAAGGAAGUUGUAUACAUUUUCUACUAACUAUGUCGGUAACUCUACACACAGAUGUUGGUGAUAUAAAAAUUGAAGUAUUCUGUGAAGAAUGUCCAAAAACUGCAGAGAACUUCUUGGCAUUAUGUGCCAGUGACUAUUACAAUGGGUGUUUGUUUCACCGUAACAUAAAAGGAUUCAUUGUACAAACUGGUGAUCCAACACAUACGGGUAAAGGAGGUUCAUCAAUUUGGGGUCGAAAGUUUGAAGAUGAGUUCAAAGAAAAUUUGAAACAUAAAGAACGAGGGACUUUAUCAAUGGCUAAUAAUGGGCCUAACACUAAUAGUAGCCAAUUUUUCUUGACGUAUGCCGCUCAACCCAAUCUGGAUUUAAAAUAUACAGUUUUUGGAAGGGUGAUCGAUGGAUUUGAAGCUUUAGAUGAACUAGAAAAACUUCCAGUUAAUUCAAAAAAUUUUAAACCAUUGACUGAUGUGAAAAUACAAUAUGUUUCCAUUCAUGCAAAUCCUUUGGCAACAUGAAUAUUUUAUUUAAAAAAAUCUAAUAAUUAAAGUGUAAUUAUCAAUACAAUUAUUUUUAAUACAAAUUUUGUAAGUGAAGUUGUUACAAUAAACUGCAUGGACUGAUAAAUAAAU
Molecule: messenger RNA, 711 nt
Organism: Myzus persicae (green peach aphid)
Lineage: Eukaryota; Metazoa; Arthropoda; Insecta; Hemiptera; Aphididae
Product: peptidyl-prolyl cis-trans isomerase-like 3
Exons: 5
Coding region: 112-597 (161 amino acids)
Biological process (GO): protein folding; protein peptidyl-prolyl isomerization
Cellular component (GO): catalytic step 2 spliceosome
Molecular function (GO): peptidyl-prolyl cis-trans isomerase activity
Source: RefSeq, a predicted model, not a curated record